Molecule: messenger RNA, 687 nt
Organism: Labeo rohita (rohu)
Lineage: Eukaryota; Metazoa; Chordata; Actinopteri; Cypriniformes; Cyprinidae
Exons: 2
Coding region: 1-687 (228 amino acids)
Source: RefSeq, a predicted model, not a curated record
AUGUUCCCCUCUCUCCCCUCACCAAUACCAUCGCCGUCUCCGCACUCAAUGGCCAGACUCUACCCAAGAUCACUCUCACCACAGAUCCCAUCACUCUCACUGUAUCUGGCAACCACAGUGAGAGUAUCCCCUUUACAUUUUGGACUCCCUCAUGCACCCGUUGUUUUGGGACACCCGUGGCUAGUCAAGCACAAUCCCCGGAUUGAUUGGCAGCUUAAGUCUGUGUCUGAGUGGAGCAUUAAAUGUCAUGAGUCUUGUCUUGUGUCUGCUUGUCCCUCUGUUUCUACUUCUAUGUUUCAGGAGAAGGCGGUGGAUCUGUGUAACAUGCCCGUAGAGUAUCUCGACCUGAAGGAAGUGUUCAGUAAGUCUCGGGCUGCUUCUCUUCCUCCUCAUCGUCCCUAUGACUGUGCGAUAGAGUUAUUGCCAGGGUACAUCUUGUCGGCUGAGGGAGUUCGUGUGGAUCCAGAGAAAGUUAAGGCUGUGGUGGAUUGGCCAACUCCAGAUUCCCGUAAGGCCCUACAGAGGUUUCUGGGGUUUGCCAAUUUCUAUCGGCGCUUUGUUCGCAAUUUCAGCCAACUAGCCUCACCUCUGACCGCCUUGACCUCCCCCAGAACUACGUUCAGGUGGUCAGACGCAGCGGAAGCUGCGUUUGCCAAACUAAAGAGCCCCCAUUCUAGUGACCCCUGA